Messenger RNA from Penaeus vannamei (Pacific white shrimp), 878 nucleotides. RefSeq lists its product as uncharacterized. NCBI's taxonomy places the organism in Eukaryota, Metazoa, Arthropoda, Malacostraca, Decapoda, Penaeidae. The record is from RefSeq and is a predicted model, not a curated record.
ACAAACUUAACCCUCUAAAAUCCUCCCCCCCCUCCCCAAUAAAAAAAAACUACGCUAGAAGCCCUAUUUCUUGCUCUGUCUGCCUGUCAAAGAAAAAAGACCCCAGAAGCCCCAUUUUUCGCCGUCGACCCACCCGUCUGGCGAGGAUGACGUCCGAAUUCAUCCUGUCGAAGCCCUUCUGGAACGUGGCCAACACCCUGGUCCUGCCGGUGCUCUCCGACGACAACGGCGACGGCAUCCCCAAGCUGCGCUCCCUCGUCUCGCUCUCCCUGCCCAUCACCAUCUUCCUAGACUCUAUCCUCGGGGAACCGCCCUCGCCUGCGUCCUCGUCCGCGCCCUUAGGGAGGAGCGGCGGGUCUCGAAGCCUCGGCGAAGACCAGCUCAACAUCUUCCACUCCAUCGAGGACUCCCUGGCCAGCCUGGGAGUGGACGGGCGCUCGUGUCUCCUGCGGCUCAUCUGCGAGCUGCAAGGGAACGCCAUCGGGAGGUACACCGUGGUCGGGGAACUGCUCACCCCUGCUUUCACACCGAAGCGUGGAAUGAACGACUUCCUGCACGACUACAUCGAGGCCGAGGACGCCGGGAGGGACGGCGGCGACUGCGCGGCCAGAUACCAGUCCUGUCCCUUCUCUCUGACGGGGACGCUCGAGAGGUAUCGCCGGUAUAUGGAGAGCGUGUCCUCGAUCGAAGACAAGCCAGCGGACGACUCCCGCCCCUUCGCGAACACCAUCGGGAACGACCACUUUGCUCUCCCGAAGGUCGUCGUCAACUAGCCAAGUGGAGUCGUGGAAUCGUUGUCGUUGAGGAAACAAGUGAACGUCGUGGCGCUGAUGGAUUCUGGGUUUUUGUUUUAUUUGUGUUAUAUAUAUAUGUUUUUG